Sodiomyces alkalinus F11 is the source of this 1297-nucleotide messenger RNA. RefSeq lists its product as hypothetical. Gene Ontology annotation, molecular function: nucleosome binding. The transcript is spliced from 2 exons. The record is from RefSeq and is a predicted model, not a curated record. Gene Ontology annotation, cellular component: Swr1 complex. Lineage: Eukaryota; Fungi; Ascomycota; Sordariomycetes; Glomerellales; Plectosphaerellaceae. Gene Ontology annotation, biological process: chromatin remodeling. Bases 58 to 1107 code for a protein of 349 amino acids.
GAUGAAUUUACCAUUUGCCCGCCACUCCCGCGGAUAAGGAGCGCAAAAGUGUCAACCAUGUACAGCAACAACUUUGGCGUCAUCGAAGUCGCGAACCCCAAAACCAAGUCCGCCCCUGGCUGGGCGUACGUGCCAGAUGUGGGGACCAACGCGGUGACGGCCACGGGCCUGCAGCCCUCAAAUCGCAAGCGUGCUCGGAAUCAAGGACCCAACCUUAGCGGUGCCGACCUUACCGCUCGACAGGAGGCCAAGAUUCGCAAGGACCUCGAGGCGUUGGAUCGGGACAGCAAUCGAGAUGCGAAUAUCCCCAUCCCACCCAGGGCCGGCAGUGCCAGAUCCCUGACGAAGAGUACGCCGAACGUCAGGAAGAUCCUCCAGUCACAAAAGACAUUCGCAAACCACCUCGACGAUUACGAUGCGCUCAUGACCCUCAACGAGAACAACCCGCCGCCGCACCCGAACCAGCACACCAAGCCGAAGACCCCGCACCCUAACCAAUACACGAAGAAGCCGCCGCAGCCGAAUCAGUACACGAGAAAAGCACCGCAGCCGAACCAGUACACCAAGCGCAAGGCGGCCGCCGAGGCGGCGAGUAGUUCAAGGAAGAAAGAGACGUCCCGGUCACGAUCGAGGCGCGGCAGGGCAGAGUCCGAGCCGGAUCCGGAGUCCGAGCAAGAACCCGAGUCCGAGGCCACACGGCGGGACACCGCGGCGUCUGAAAUGCAGGGCGUCGAAAUGACGGGAGACGCAUCGGCAGGCACUACCGCCGCCGCCGCCGCCGCCGCAGGCCCGAGGCCGGUGCUGACCCCGUACGACGGACCCCCUCCGCCGACACACCCGGGGGACAACGAUCCUUUGCUGGUGUCGGUGGUGCCGGACUUGCCGACCGAUGCGGAGCUGCGGAAGCUCCUUGCGCACCCGCCUCUCAGCUACGCGCAGGCGAGGGCGCGGUGGCGCGACGAGGACAGGCAGUAUCCCGCGAGGAGGUUCUGCGAUGUGUGCGGGUACUGGGGGAGGGUGCGGUGCAUGAAGUGUGGGACGCCGGUUUGCGCGCUUGACUGUUUGGAGUUGCAUCGGGAGGAGUGUAUCACGCGGUAUGGGCUGUGAGAUGAAUAUGCGCAGAAAUUCGAUUAGGGUAAAGGGGGUGCAACGGAGGCGUUUCCGUGCUUUCAACCAGUUCAAGAUACCCAGGGUUACGACGAGGGAUAGGUUUUGUAUAGGGCAGAUAUCAAUAUCCAGGCGCUAUAAAUAAUAAGAUGAGCCACUUUGUAGGUUAUUCGAAUACUUGUAUGAUUUG